Daldinia childiae is the source of this 1623-nucleotide messenger RNA. RefSeq names its product Cytochrome P450 52A13. Lineage: Eukaryota; Fungi; Ascomycota; Sordariomycetes; Xylariales; Hypoxylaceae. The transcript is spliced from 3 exons. Gene Ontology annotation, molecular function: iron ion binding; heme binding; monooxygenase activity. The record is from RefSeq and is a predicted model, not a curated record. The coding region runs from base 1 to 1623 and encodes 540 amino acids.
AUGGACUCGCUUCCUAGGAAGGCCAAGCAGCGUUACUUCGUUGCGAUGGCUGUCAUGAUGGUCUUGUCAACAGCUCUGGCGCUCGACGUCCUCUACCUGCGACCCGGGGCCCUAUCAAUGAGACAACAGGCCCUUGCGGUUCUAUUGUUGCUUCUAGGUUGGUUUACACAAAUGUCCUUGGGCGGGACGCAUCGGUAUUAUGUGGAAAUGAUGCGGAAUGGGUGUUCGCCUCCGCCUCUAUUCCCGAAUGAUCCUUUCGGGGUACGCUUCCUCCUGAAUGCAGCACAGCACAUAAAGUCGAAUACGCUACUCGCGGCCUGGAGCGGGCUCUUCCAUACUCUAGGACAUACGUUCAAGCAUCGUGUAUUCCCAGGUCCCGGUGACAUGAUCACGACUGAUGAACCCGAUAACGUGCGUGCCGUACUUAGUACCCAGUUCGACGACUGGGAAAUACCCCAGCUACGUAUUAACGCAUUUCUCUCUGUGCUUGGCCACUAUUCUAUUUUCACCUCCAAUGGGGAUGCCUGGAAGCGAGCAAGAACAACCCUGCGGCCGGCUUUUGUCCGUGAUCAGGUUGCUGAUCUACGAUGCCUUGAUCGUCACAUUGCUAAACUUAUACGAGCGAUCCCGCGCGAUGGUAGUCCCUUCGACUUGCAGGCUAUGUUUUCUAUGAUGACUACUGACACUAUAUCGGACUUUAUGUUUGGACGGUCGACUGACAUUCUGGGGAAUGCGCCCGAGGAUGGUCUACGAUUUGGCCGCUGCUUCGACGUGUCUAUGCAGAAGAUCGCUAACCGGGCUCGACUGGGCUGGGUAUCAAUGCUCUUUGGAGACCGUGAGCUAGAUGAAUGUACAAUAUUUAUGCAUUCAUAUGUAGAAAAGUAUGUCGCAGAGGUAAGGGGCGAACAAGGUGAGAAGAACGAAGAAGAACGAGAGGGCAAGAGGUAUAUGUUCCUUAACGAGCUGCUCUGGACCGGGGAAUCGGACGAAGUCAUUCGCGACCAUCUCAUGAGCAUAUUCACGGCUGGUAGGGAUACUACAACAAGUGUAUUGUCAUACCUAUUUUUCGAACUUUCGCGACGGCCGGACGUGGUUGCUGCAAUCCAGCGAGAGAUGAAAGAUCUAAGAAUGGACGACCCAAGUCAGCUUCCAGCUUGGGAAAGUCUAAGAGCUAUGAAGUACUUGAACUGGGCCGUUAAAGAAGCUCUACGACUUAACCCGCCCGUAGCAGCCAACACUCGUGAAGCCGUACGCGACACUAUUUUACCUACUGGCGGCGGGCCUGACGGAAAGUCGCCCAUUUUUGUAACCAAGGGCACGGUACUUAGAUAUUUAUCUUGGGCUCUACACAGGCGGAAGGAUAUCUACGGUGAUGAUGCCGACGAGUUUCGUCCUGAACGCUGGGAGACUCUGAGAACUACUUUUGAAUAUAUCCCGUUUAACGCUGGUCCACGAAUUUGUAUCGGGCAACAAUUUGCCUUGACCCAGAUAGCGUUUGUUACGUUUCGGCUCUUACAGGCCUUCAAGAAGAUCGAGCGGAAAGAUGACAGGCCGCCCAUCCAAAAGUUCGGUGUUAAUACUUCUAUGCUGUAUGGAUGUUGGGUUAGCAUGACACCUGCAUAA